Messenger RNA from Penicillium malachiteum, 291 nucleotides. RefSeq lists its product as uncharacterized. Bases 1 to 291 code for a protein of 96 amino acids. The record is from RefSeq and is a predicted model, not a curated record. NCBI's taxonomy places the organism in Eukaryota, Fungi, Ascomycota, Eurotiomycetes, Eurotiales, Aspergillaceae. The transcript has a single exon.
AUGAUAAAACAAGCCGCCUAUCAAAAUUACCUGACUCAUUUCACCGCAACGUUAGAUAUUGACUGGGGCAACUUGAAGAAUGUCAGGGAGGAUAUCCUCCUCUGCAGUCUCCUCGCGCUUCAGAAUACUGCCAACAGUAAUGCCACCAGGGCUGCUCACUCCCACAUUCUGCUCGGGAGCUGGGUCACGUUUAACGGCGAUGAUAUCACCGACAUUCACGAUUUCCUCAUCUUUAGGCGCUGGUGCUGCAAUAAUAGUAGCGACCAGAGAGAUGACAAGAGCAAAGAUUGA